Molecule: messenger RNA, 1424 nt
Organism: Triticum aestivum (bread wheat)
Lineage: Eukaryota; Viridiplantae; Streptophyta; Magnoliopsida; Poales; Poaceae
Product: dof zinc finger protein 4
Exons: 1
Coding region: 291-1145 (284 amino acids)
Biological process (GO): regulation of DNA-templated transcription
Molecular function (GO): DNA binding; DNA-binding transcription factor activity
Source: RefSeq, a predicted model, not a curated record
GACGUGUGUUCCACAAAAAUAUCAACACAACCCACCUUGCAAUAAAUUUCGCAGCUAAAGGGCAAUAGUGUGACGUGGCGGCCCGGGGAGGAAGAGGGAGGGCGCGCUCUGAGGAUAUUUACACAACCGCUUCUGUGAUGGAGAGUCCAGGCCGAGCAGAGCAAGAUAGAUAGCAAGCUUCGAAAGCUAGCUCCCUCCUCGCGGCAGGCUCCACCAUCAGCCACGGCCGCGGCCGCGCAGCACAGCCCCCUCCUAGAAGCAUCCUGAGGCACGCGCCAGCAGUGCACGGCAUGCAGGAGUUCCAGCCAAUCGCCGGCCUGGCCGGGCGGCUGUUUGGCGGCGCGGCGGAAUCGGCGGGCCUCCUGCGCCGCGGCGGGGCGGCGGCGGCGGCGCAGGAGGAGGUGCGGUGCCCGCGGUGCGACUCGGCCAACACCAAGUUCUGCUACUACAACAACUACAACCUCUCGCAGCCGCGCCACUUCUGCAAGGGCUGCCGCCGGUACUGGACCAAGGGCGGCCUCCUCCGCAACGUCCCCGUCGGGGGCGGUUGCCGCAAGCCCAAGCGAAAAGCCGCCGCCGCCUCCGACGUCGACAAGGACGUCUCCAGCGUCAAUACUGAGGCCAAGAACGCACGCUCUGGCUCCAGUGCUGGCAGCUCCAGCCUCACCUCCGGUCCCUCGUCCGCGUCGACGAACACCGUCAACGACGUUGGUGCAUGUGCCGCGGCCCACUCGAGCGGCGGAAGCACGCCGUUCAGGGGCUUUGGCCCAAGCACCUUCAUGGCGGACGCGCCGACUCUGCAGCCGCCGGCGCCGAUGUUCGCCGACCAGGCGGCCGCGUUCGCGACGCUCUUCGGGACGCCGCUUCCGGCCUUCACCUUCGCGGCGCAGCACAAGGCCGAGGACGACGUUGCCCCUGCAGUCACACUCACAGAGCAGUCGUCGUCGGCGACUUCCACCGCAGACAUGGUGCCGUUCUCCGCACGGUCAACUGGCGCAGCGACGGCAUCAGCGUCAGACUGGCCACCGGCGACGAUGAUCGACGCCGGGAUAUUCGACCUCGCCGGCGCCGUCGGGAGCGACACGACGUCGUACUGGAACACGGCGAGCUGGACGGACCCGGACGGGACCGUGUACCUGCCCUAGCGCGCCGCCCGCUCAGUCAUGGUCGCUUGCUCGACCUUCGACUUGUCUAAUCGUAACCACCGCUCUCUUAAUCUAUACUCUCAGUGUGCCGGCAGCUUGGCUGCUUCUGUGAUUCUUUCGAUGGGGCAGUUUUUGCACACUUGUGCAAAGCAAAUUAUGUCUGAACUUCGGUUUAAUUAUUACUACGGGUUUGUUGAAACCAGUAAGCAGUGUAAAUAUCAUGAUCAGUACUCCUAAUUAUAACUUGGACGGUGUGGACUGCACUCGGCUAGCUCUCUA